Paramuricea clavata is the source of this 1727-nucleotide messenger RNA. The record is from the annotation of a GenBank genome assembly. NCBI's taxonomy places the organism in Eukaryota, Metazoa, Cnidaria, Anthozoa, Malacalcyonacea, Plexauridae.
AUGAAUAUACACUUAAUUCUGGAUGAUCCAGCUGGCAACAGUUAUCUACAGGUUCGUUGCUAGUAAUUGUAUGUAGAGUAUACGUAUGUAGUGAAUGGGUUCGUAUCGUGCCAGUUCGGGCUACGUUGGACCUUCGCAAAGUCCUUCGUCUUUGUUCCCGUAAUCAGCAACGAAAACGAAGGACUUUUCGAGCCAGUAAUUUGAGAAAUAGUAAGGAAUUCUGCAUUUUGAGUCAAUUGUCUGAAAAUGCAGGAAAUCAAGACCCAAAAGUUGAAAAAUACAAAACGUUUCUAGAGGUGGAAGUUCACCUCCUGGUAAAGUCCCUUUUCUUUUAUGUCCCCCCCCCCCUCCCCCCCACCCGCCGACUGACGAAUUCUUAAAAGACGCCCUGAAAACAAGCCAAUCCUUGCAAGAUAUUAACAACACGUUUUUGAAUACAUAUAUUUGUAAAUAGAGCAUUGGACUGUGUUAAGUAAUUCUUUCAUUGAUACCUUUCAGAAAGCGGUACCAAUUUCCUGUGCGUAAUACAAAAUGACUAAAAACGGCAAUAGUCGCAAGGCUAUAUUGUCCGCAUUUUACAACAUUUUGCAACGAAACUUCGGAAUAUUACUAAAUUAAUUUUGUGAUGCUCUUUCAAGCUGUUGUGAAAUUUUUGUCCAGACUUGUUGAGAUCAAAAUUUUGGUUAUUAGGUAAUAGGUCCAUUAGAGAUAGAUAUACGCAUGUUAUUUUAGACAAUGAAACAAUAGACAACUCCCAUUAAGCCUAAUUUUAAAACUAGGCAAGGAUGAUGCAAGAUGAUUACCACAGCUAUAGAAAGAGCAUACUAAAAUUAGUAAAUUUGCAACGUUUGGUUGCGAAAUGUUGUAAAAUGCGGAAAAUAUCGCCUUGCAAAGUUUUCAAAUUUUGUAUACUUUUGUAUGGCGUACGGAAAUUAGCCAUUCCGAAGUUGAUGAGUGGACUGGGGACGAGUGUUAAAAAGUGCCCAAAUUAAGAAAUGAACCAAAUCACUAAAAAGACCACCUCAAAAUUAGUAAGUAUACAAAGUUUGAAGACAUUUACAUGAAUACCCUUCGUAUAAUAAGCUUUCGAAAAUCGCGAUAUUUACUAUGAAAUGUACUGUAAUUUUUGUUUUUGGGGACGCGCGUCUAAAAAACAAUCUUUUAAUCAGUAAUUUUACAGUUUUCGAAAGCUUAUUAUUCGACGGUAUUCAUGUAAACGUCUUCAAACUUUGUAUACUUACUAAUUUUGAGGUGCUCUUUUUAGUGAUUCAUUUCUUAAUUUGGGCACUUUUUAACACUCGUCUCCAGUCCACUCAUCAACUUCGGAAUGGCUACAAUUUCGGCCCAAAUGUGGUAGGAAUGUGGUAGGAAUUUCCGCACGCAAUACAAAAGUAUACAAAAUUUGCGCAAUUUGCAAGGCUAUAUUUUCCUCAUUUCACAACAUUUCGCAACCAAACUUUGCAAAUUUUAGUAUGCUCUUUCCAGCUGUGGUGAUUUAUUUGCAUCUCCUUGCCCAGUUUUAAAAUUAGUCUAUAAUGGGAAUUGUCUAUUAGAGAGAGAUACGCAUGUUAUGUUCUUUCUUUCUGCAGAAUGUCUACGCACCUGAGGACGAUCCGAACAUGAAGAUUGAGUAUUAUGAAAGAAAUCAAGAACAAAAUGAAGAACUUGGUAUCAGUGAAGAAAUGAUUGCAGAAGAAAAAGAAAGGAAAGAGAAAGCUCAAAACUGA